AGCCCAGCAACUACACCUGCUCCACGUGCAAGACCCGCUACACCUCCGCCUGGCGCCUCAUCCAGCAUGUCCAGCACUCGCAUGGCGUCAAGAUCUAUGUGGAGAGUCCGGGAGGCAAUGGUAAUGGAGCCACCUUGACGGUGGCCACUCCGGCGGCUCUGAAUAGCAGUGCAUUGGCUCUGGCUGCCGCUGCAGCAGCUGCAGCUGCCGCCGCCUCGGGUCUGUCGAGUCCACAGCCAACGGCCAUGAGUCCCAGUCCCAAGAGGAGCAGCCCAGGAGCUCCAGGCAUCCUCUCCAGCUCCGUGAGCUCCGUCUGUUCCAAUUCGCUGGUGAAUACCAGCGGUGGCAGCAACAACACCAGCACCAAUAGCAUUGGAUCGCCCCAGCAUCAGCAUCAGCAACAGUUGCAGCUGCAGCAAGUGCAACAGCAGCAGCAGCAGCACAGCAGCAGCAGCAGGCCGCAGCAGCAGCGUGUGCAGCAACAGCAACGCGAGAAUCUGGCCUCGGCCAUGGCCGCUGGAAUGAGGCAUCAUCCUUUGUUGCCGCCACCGGAGGCCAUGCAUGCCAAUCCCUUCCAGCUGCUGCGCAUGCCACUGCCCGGCAAUGUAGUUCCUACGGUGGCCCCUUUCGGUCGCCCCUCGCCCGCCGAUCACUACCGGAUGGAGCAGCUGGUUAGCGAGCAGUUCCGUCAUCAUGGCUUCAAUCUGGCCGCCGCUGCGGCCGCUGCCCAGGCUCAGGCCUUCAAUGGUGCUGUCCAGCAGGUCCAGGAGCCGCGUCCCCCAUCGUCCAGCAGCAGUGGCAGCCAGCGUGGCUCUGUACCACCGGCAGCCCUGCCACCAGUAUCCCUCAGCUCCCAGCAGCAGCAGCAGCAGCAACAGCAGCAGCAGCAGCAACAACAGCAGCAGCAGCAACAGAGCGUGCAACAGCAAUCACAGAACCUGCAGCAGCAGCAGCAACAAUCCCAGCAGCAGCAGCAGCAGCCACCGCAGCAGCUCACACCCGGCCUGAUGGGCGGCAGUGUGGCUGGAGCUGGGGGAGCGGGAGCUCCUGCUGGCGCCUCCCUGAAGCUGGAACCACAGCAGAUGGAUUUUUACUCGCAGCGAUUGCGUCAGCUUGCGGGCACAACAAGCCCUGGAGCUGGCAGCACUGUUAACUCGAGCUCGCCGAGUCCACGACAGAAGCAAUCGCCGCAUUUUGCGAGCCCCUCGCCAGCCUCCGCCGGCGCCCAGCAGCAGCAGCCCCUGGUGGGUCAUCCCACCCGGCCCCAUUCUCACCCGCCCGAAAAGAUGACCACAUCGGUGGGUGGAGCUGAAAAUGGUGGCCUAGGCGGUCUCAUCCUGGCCAGCACUCCACGCUCGGCCAGCACGCCGCCCUCGAAGACAAGCAACAGCGGCCAGGAGCAGCAGCUUCUCCAGCCGGAGCAUUGCUUCGCCUGCGACUACUGCGACAAGAAAUUCCGCUUCGAGAACAAUCUCAUUAUCCACCAGCGGACGCAUACCGGCGAGAAGCCCUACAAGUGCACCGCCUGUGACUUUGAGUGCUCCCACAUUCAGAAGCUAAUGAAGCACAUGCGUGUCCAUCGCAGUCCCGCCGAUGAGCAGGACGAUGGCAGCAACGAUGGCGCCGAUUCGCUGGAAACGAAUGAGGCGGACAACGAUGAGGAUCCGAUGCCAGAUGAGUCCGAGGAGAUGGGUGACAAUGAUCCGACAGAUCCCGAUGGCGAUCUCGAUGGCGAGGAGGAGGAUGAGGAUGAGCUGGACGAGUGCGAGGAUAUGGACUACAAGGCGGAGGAUUUGAGUGUUAGCAAUCGCUUGGAUGGCAAGAGCCAGAGUCCCAAGACCACCAGCUCCGGCGCCACCUCGCUGGUGGGUGAGCUCAUGGAUAAAUUUGGAUUGUCCAAUAUUGCCCAGUACAGUGAGGCCUACAAGCAGGCUCUGCAGGAGUCCGGACGCAAGGAGGCAGCCGCCGCUGCUGCAGCUGCAGCUGCUGCUGCCGCCGCCGCUGCUGCGGAUAACAAUAAUCGCAGCGGCGGCGGAGGAGCCGUAGGAGCUACGGAUAAGCUCAAUGGUCUGCCUGUGGCUGCCCUGAGAUUGAGGGAUGAGUUUGCCAAGAACUGCAACAUGUUCCAGCAGGAUGCUGCCGCUGCGGCCGCUGCUGGCGGUGCCCCGUCGCAGGUGCCCCUCUUCAAUCCCUUCCCCAAUCCCUUCGAGCUGAGCAAGCGGAUGAAGAUGGACGGUGGCGACUGGUGGGGCAUGUCCCAGGCCCUGCAUCGCAACGAGGCGGCGCUCUUCGAGAACCUCAAGCUGAAGCCGCUGGGUCUGGGUGGAGCGGCCAAUUCGCUUAUCCAGGGACCGCUGCUCAAGAAGGACCGCCAGCGCAACGAUACCUGCGAGUUCUGCGGCAAGGUCUUCAAGAACUGCUCCAAUCUCACCGUGCACCGCCGUAGCCACACCGGCGAGAAGCCGUACAAAUGCGAGCUGUGCUCCUAUGCCUGCGCCCAGAGCUCCAAGCUGACGCGACACAUGAAGACGCACGGGCGGGGCAAGGAUGUGUAUCGCUGCCGUUUCUGUGACAUGCCCUUCAGUGUGCCCUCGACGCUGGAGAAGCACAUGCGCAAAUGUGUGGUGAAUCAGGGCAAGGCGGCGGCAGCUGCGAAUGCUGUCGCCGCAGCUCAGGCAGCCCAGGCGGCGGCCCAGCAGCUACAGGCAGCGGCAGCGGCCCAGGCGGCCAGCAGCAGCAGCAGCAGACAGCAGCAGCAGCAGCAACAUGGACAGCAGCAACAGCAGCAGCAGCAGCAAUUGUCGCCCAUGGGUGGUGGUUACCCGCCGCAGUUCAACCUUUCGCUGCCGGGCAGCGUGUCUGGUGAUAAUGACUCCAAUGCCUCCUCCAGCAUGACCGGGGUUCAUCCA
Drosophila serrata is the source of this 2909-nucleotide messenger RNA. RefSeq names its product BCL11 transcription factor chronophage (gene Cph). NCBI's taxonomy places the organism in Eukaryota, Metazoa, Arthropoda, Insecta, Diptera, Drosophilidae. Gene Ontology annotation, molecular function: DNA-binding transcription factor activity; RNA polymerase II cis-regulatory region sequence-specific DNA binding. The record is from RefSeq and is a predicted model, not a curated record. Gene Ontology annotation, biological process: regulation of transcription by RNA polymerase II. Gene Ontology annotation, cellular component: nucleus.